Drosophila subobscura is the source of this 903-nucleotide messenger RNA. RefSeq names its product coilin-like. NCBI's taxonomy places the organism in Eukaryota, Metazoa, Arthropoda, Insecta, Diptera, Drosophilidae. The record is from RefSeq and is a predicted model, not a curated record. The transcript is spliced from 5 exons. Bases 176 to 868 code for a protein of 230 amino acids.
CAUUCUAAUUCUAGUGUUCGUUCGGCAAAAAACUCUUUUUGAGUUCAAAAUGUUCAGUAACUUUUUUAUACUAUUCAACACAAAAGUGAAGUACCUGGUCAAAGCGGACUCAACAUCUGCGACCAAACAAUAUCGCUGUAGCGAUUAAAUAUCAAAAAAAAAAUAAAAUAAAAUCAUGCAACCGUUUAGAAUAAAAGUAGACCUUAGUUACUUCUUCAGCGACGAGCGGGAGCACGCAUAUGUAUUGAUAAACAGCGCGUGUAAAAAUAUAGAGGAUUUGCAGCACCACAUCCAGAACCUCUUCAAUCUGAGAAAUAUACGUUUGCGGACCAAUUCUGGAUAUUUUCUGCCGCCCAAUGAGUCCCUCAGUGUUGUAAAAGAGGGUGAUGUAUUGAAGGUCUUCACAUUUGAGGAACCGCCGCCCGCCGGCGUUGAGGCAGGAAGCACGAAGACUAGCAACAAGCGCAAGAGGUCAUCCCACAGCCCCCCUUGGGAACCACCAAAGCGUUCUAAGCGGUCUGAGCUGUCUGUGUCCCAAAUUGUACCAGCAAAUGACUUUCAAAUGAAUGAUUCUGCUCUGGAAAUGUUCAAAAACGCUUCUCCGCUAAAGGAUUUGCCAAAAAAGGGCGACACAAUACUCUUCAAGCUAAGGAAAAUCAAGAGUUCCUUGGGCUCUGGACUAACCGGAGUUAUAACUGCCAUCUGUACGUACAUCAAUCGUCGCACGAAAGCCAUUUCAAUGAAUGUGAUUUCAUUUCCUCCACGCAUUCGUGGUGUACUAAGGCAGUACAGUUUGGACGAAUCAAGCGACGAUACACAUUCUUUAAUGGUCAAAAUGUCGGAUAUGAUUGAAGCAAAGUGCCGUUAAUAUAGUUAAAGAUUAAGCUACAUUCUGGUGUUCUA